This is a messenger RNA of Malus domestica (apple), 2098 nucleotides long. RefSeq lists its product as uncharacterized. The record is from RefSeq and is a predicted model, not a curated record. NCBI's taxonomy places the organism in Eukaryota, Viridiplantae, Streptophyta, Magnoliopsida, Rosales, Rosaceae.
CUCUCAACGCAAUUAUUUGUACUCUGCAUACUAAUUAUUUGUAUAUCCUUGAUUUAUGUUUUUACAAUAAUCAUGUAGUGUAGGAAUUAAAGGAGGCCAAUUUACAAAUGCUAAGUUAAACGUAGAAGAAAUAUAAAUACGAUGACGACCAAGAGCCAACCUUUUCACAAAUAAAGUGAUAGUCAAGCUCAAUGUGACGAGUGUGAGCAAGAUUAAUUAGAUUAUCAACAAGAUAAGUAGUAAUGAGAUUGUCGCAAUGAAGCAGAACAUGUAAGGGUAGCCGAACACCCAGUUCAUGGAGGAGUAAAAAAAGCUAAGCAGUCUACGCACAAGCAUAAGCAAGAAAACGAUAUUCAAAUUCAGCACUAGAGCAAGAGCCGAUUGGUUGCUUCUUGGAAUGGGUUCAAAAAUAACACUAGUGAUGUAACUCAUAGCAUGUCGUUCUAGUUAAGUCAAGAGAGGAUGAUUGGGGUUAGAGACUCGAGGAGAUGUUUACAAUGUAUAGGGUUAGACAUAAUCCAUAUGCGGUUCCUAAAUUAAAUACAAUAAAAACUACUUGCACAAUAAAUCUUAAUAAAGAAUGAGAAUACAAAGACGAUGAUUAUACUCUAACACAUAGUCCAAUCGCCAUUUCCUCACAACGAAGGGAUAGUUGGUAUCGGCCAAUGUGUCGCCCAAAUCGCGGCUGUUGUCGCCGGAGUUGGAGCGGUUUUCGUCGGUCGUGACAAUGGAGUACAGUGGGAGAGGUAGAAAAAUGGAAAAUUAUGGAGGGAGGGCGAUGAGGGGUAAAAUGGGAAAUUCAAUGAGAAAGAUAUACGUAGAAACAAGUGUAGAUAGCAAAUUGGUAGGGUACAUAUAGAAAUACAAUUAUAGUAGGAUACAGAUUCCCAUAUCAGCGGAACAUUCAAAAGUAUAUCCAGGUAUAGUAAAAACCCACCAAUCUCUUAACCUUUUGAAAUCCCAGAAACCCAACAGAGAAAAUCAUGCCAGGAAAGAAUUCAAAAACAAGUGCUGUGGCUGAAGAAGCAGAAGAAGUUGCUGCAGCUUCACCAAGAAUAAAGCUUGCAGAUGGAAGGCAUCUGGCCUACAGAGAAAGUGGGGUCCCCAAGAACAAGGCAAACUACAAGAUCAUCAUGGUUCAUGGCUUUGGAAGCUCCAAGGAAAUGAGUUUCCUGGCUCCCCAAGAAUUGAUUGAUGAGUUGGGGAUAUAUUUCCUGCUCUACGACCGGGCAGGUUAUGGAGAAAGUGAUCCAAAUCCUAAGCGUUCGGUCAAGAGUGAAGCCCUUGACAUCGAACAACUAGCCGAUCGGUUAGAGCUAGGCUCGAAGUUUUAUGUCAUUGGAGUCUCAAUGGGAUCAUAUUCCACCUGGAGUUGCAUCAAACAUAUACCACACAGGCUCGCAGGUGUGGCCUUAGUAGUUCCAGUUGUCAAUUACCAAUGGCCUUCUCUUCCCAAGAAACUGAUAAAGGAUGAUUAUCGGAGAAGACUCAUCCAUUGGGGCCUCUUGUUUGCAGAAUUUGCCCCGGGACUACUGCGGUGGUGGGUAACUCAGAAGUGGCUCCCCUCAACGUCUGUCAUGGAAAGAAACCCAGUAUUCUUCAGCAGCAAAGACAUGGAUGUCCUCAAAAUAAUACCAGGCUUCCCAAUGCUGACUCAGGAGAAUCUACGGCAACGGGUGGUUUUCAAUACUCUGCAUCGUGACUUCAAAUUGGCAUUCACUCCUUGGGAUUUCGAUCCAAUGGAUCUCAGCAACCCAUUCCCACAAAACCAGCGGUCUGUUCACAUUUGGCAAGGUUACGAAGAUAAGGUUGUGCCGUUUCAACUUCAGAGAUUCGUUUCAAGUAAGCUGCCGUGGAUUCAGUAUCACGAAGUUCCCGAUGGCGGACAUUUGAUUGUGCAUUAUGCCGGUUUAAGUGAGGCGAUUCUGAGGGCGCUUUUGCUCGGAGAAGAACAUCCUCAUUACAAACCUAGUAUACCCAAACUUGUUUCAUAAGUGUGUCAAAUAUUAUUCUUAAAAUGUCCAAAAGUGUUGAUUGUGUAAAUGGUUAAUUCUUUUAAAGCAAGCAAUGUACAUUAGAUUUGUUGUUAUUCGAAGAA